This is a messenger RNA of Toxotes jaculatrix (banded archerfish), 2326 nucleotides long. Its product is annotated as PRELI domain-containing protein 1, mitochondrial-like. Gene Ontology annotation, biological process: phospholipid transport. The transcript has 6 exons. Bases 266 to 898 code for a protein of 210 amino acids. Gene Ontology annotation, molecular function: phosphatidic acid transfer activity. NCBI's taxonomy places the organism in Eukaryota, Metazoa, Chordata, Actinopteri, Toxotidae. Gene Ontology annotation, cellular component: mitochondrial intermembrane space. The record is from RefSeq and is a predicted model, not a curated record.
UAAACAGUCCGACUUACUUCUGUCAUGUCUGUCACAUGUAACAUAAUGGACGUUAUUAGCCAACGUUAGUUCAUUUGUCGAUUAGUGGCACAACAGACAGGCCCUCUGCGGACAUCUAUCAGCCUAAUACUUAGUUAACAGUGACUUCGGGAUUGUUUCAGACUUUGGAUGGAGUCAGCACCCAAGUUUUCACUGUUUUGUGUAGUCACAACAAGGAGCCUCAGGGUUUGGGAUUCAGGUCACCCUGCACAUCAGCAAGAGAAGAAUGGUCAAAUAUUUCUGCAGUAACACAGACAUCAGGAGCACGUGGGACCAUGUUGUCUCUGCUUUCUGGCAGAGGUACCCUAACCCGUUCAGCACCCAUGUUCUCACAGAGGACGUUGUGUAUCGGGAGGUGACUGCGGACCACCAGCUCCUCUCCAGACGCCUCCUGACGAAGACCAAUCGGCUGCCACGCUGGGCAGAGCGGUUCUUCCCCACCGGCAUGUCUCGCUCUGUGUACAUCAUCGAGGAUUCAGUCGUGGACCCUGUCAACAGAAGCCUGAUCACCUACACCUGGAACCUCAAUCACACAACUCUCAUGUCAGUUGAAGAACGUUGCGUUUUCCUAGACUCGGCGGAGCAGCCAGCCUCCACCCAGCUGAAACGGGAGGCGUGGAUAUCCUCAAGUGUUUAUGGCUUCUCCAGACCUAUUCAGGAGUUUGGAUUGGCCCGCUUCAAGAGCAACCAGGUGAAGGCCAUGAAAGGGCUGGAGUAUGCACUGUCCAACUUACAGGGAGAGACGCCCCAGCGGCUGCUCAGGGACACGGUGAAGGACGCAUCAGGGAAGGCCAAAGAAGCAGCGAAGAACCUGGCUUCAGCUGCGACGGCCCCACAGAAACCCCAGCAGUACAUCUGACAAGGCCGUGUGUGAAGCACCGCAGGUGACAUGAACUCAACACAAUGCCUUUUGAUCAUCUCAGUCAUCUCAGCUAGACUGAAGUUUUGCUUUUCUGUUGUACGAAACAGCCUCUGUCCAAUUGGCUCUGAUCUCUAUGAUCUCUACGGUUAGACAGACUGUUAUUUCUUUCUCUCUGCUCUCUGUCUUCUCUGUUUCUCUCUUUGCUUUCAUUAAAUCUCAGGUCUUGUCAUGUCUUGCGCCUUCGUAUGAAACCUGCUGCCUUUGUGUAAACCUUCAGACCAGCAGCACCUUUUAAUGCUGCAGUUACGUCUAAAUGUAAAUGAAAACUUUGGCCAAUGUGUCGAGGCCACUUAUUUAAUAUUUAACUGUACUAUAGAAGACUAUUGAUUAUAUAUUAAUUAGAAGAAUAUAUACUUUUCCUUUCUCUGUGCAUUUGCUGCAGAAUGUUUAAAUUCUAUCUCAUAAGGUUUGACACUUUGGGAUUUCACUUGUUUAUCAAUCACUAAUCAGCUAAUAUAUAUAUAUAUAAUAUAUAAUAUGUUACUAAUUCAUGUAACAUAUUAUUAUGCUUGAGGAAUUGAUCCAGCCUAAAGUUCACAUUAGACCAAAUCAGAAUGCCAUGACUGCAUAGUUUUAAUUUCAUUUUAGCACGAAAAUACUAAGAUUAGAAGUUAAUGGUUUAAUGUGCACGUAGGGAUUAUUUAAACACUUUAAACAUUUUGUAUAAUGCUUCCUUUCCUUAUGAUUUCUACUUUAUUUGACAUUUUCUGGGUUUGCCACUGUAGUAAAUGUCACAGUUUCACACACAGAACACAGUACGUUUCACUACAGUCAGCACAUUCGCAUGCAUUUUGUAAUAUUGCGCCCAUAAACAGAAAGUUUAGUGUAAAUGCUCUAGGUUACUCACACAGCUUGUACCAGAGGUCUGAUAAUCAAAUGAUACCAAAGUGACUUAUAUCAAAAAAGACUGAAUGAGCAGUUUUCUCGUCUUCAUGCUCAGAUUCAUUGUGCGAUGUGAUUAGCCUUUCACGGUAUGAGUGUGUCACUGAGGUGCAUUAGUGAGAAUAGAUGAUUUCAAUCUGCCUGUUGAUAUGGCGCUGAAUUAUCGUAUACACUUCAAUGACUGCAUUCCCUUUUACAUGGCAUUGACUGGAUUAUUCUGCUGCAAGACUUGAAUUAAUAAGAGUUCAGAAAUAAUUCAUGUGAUGUAUUUUGAAGGAUUAUUAAGCAUUAAGCAUUUGUAAUAUUGGCUUCGUGCAUUUUAACCAGUGAGUAGUGAGAUGUCAAAAUAUGUAUAAAAAACUGAAUCCAGUGGACUUAUAUAGUUGUAGAUGUUUUGCUAAACAUCCAGUCUUUGUUGUCUUGUGUUUUUUUUUUCCUUGUCAAAUUUAGCUUUAAAUAAAAUUUGAUAAGUUACUGUUUUAA